Molecule: messenger RNA, 329 nt
Organism: Lobosporangium transversale
Lineage: Eukaryota; Fungi; Mortierellomycota; Mortierellomycetes; Mortierellales; Mortierellaceae
Exons: 1
Coding region: 38-217 (59 amino acids)
Biological process (GO): outer mitochondrial membrane organization
Source: RefSeq, a predicted model, not a curated record
GUCUGCCUUGACAACUUAAAAAGCAUUAGACCCAGCCAUGCCACUUCCUAAUCUACGUCGUAUCUUCUCUUCAUUCAGGACUCCAGAGGAGGAGGCUCAGAUCUCACGCUCAGCAUUCUUCAAGUUCUCAGGCUACAUCCUCACUUGCGCAUUCAUCACUUGGAUGGCCGCAAAACAAGGUGCCCACCUUCGACCAGGUGUGACAGGAGGGGCAUAAAAAAAAGCAUUUAGAAACACCCAUCCAUAUACACCAGAAACUCUUCAUAUCCUUCUUUCAUCUCAUUUGCAACCAAUUCUUUUGUUUCAUACUUUUGGAUGAUACCCGCAGU